GCGUAACUUCCGCGAGCAGUGGGAAGCGGAGGUGAGGCCUGUACAGCGGAGGUGUUGGCGACUUUGGGCUCGUCCUGGAGGCGGGUGCGAGCUGACUAGGAAGGUUUCUGGGUCUUUCACUGGCCAGGGACUCCUCAGAACCUUCAGCCAUGCGUCUCUCUGCCCUGUUGGCCUUGGCAUCCAAGGUCACUCUGCCGCCCAACUAUCGCUAUGGGAUGAGCCGCCCAGGUUCCCUUGCAGACAAGAGGAAGAACCCCCCAGGGACCAGGCGGCGCCCAGUGGCUGUGGAACCCAUUUCCGAUGAAGACUGGCACCUCUUCUGUGGGGAUAGGGUGGAGGUCCUAGAAGGCAAGGAUGCUGGGAAGCAAGGCAGAGUGAUUCAAGUUAUCCGGCAGCGAAACUGGGUGGUCCUGGAGGGGCUGAAUACACAUUACCGCUAUGUUGGCAGGACCAAGGACCACCGGGGAACCAUGAUCCCUAGCGAAGCACCCUUGCUCCACAACCAAGUCAAACUUGUGGAUCCUGUGGACAGGAAACCCACUGAAGUGGAGUGGAGAUUCACUGAGGCAGGAGAGCGGGUCCGAGUCUCCACAAGAUCAGGAAGGAUUAUUCCCAAACCUGAAUUUCCCAGAGCUGAUGGCAUCGUCCCUGAAACAUGGAUUGAUGGCCCCAAAGACACAUCAGUGGAAGAUGCUCUGGAAAGAACCUAUGUGCCUGGUCUAAAGACUCUGGAAGAGGAGGUGAUGGAUGCAAUGGGGAUCCAGGAGACUCGGAGACACAAGAAAGUCUAUUGGUAUUGAUCCUGGGGAGAGCAGCUUCUCCCCUCCUUGUCUUAGCCUUGAAGGCUGGGGUCACAUCUUCUUCAGUCAUCAGUAAAGAGCCAUGAGUCCUCCUCUGUGUGCAGCUGCUGUCUUCUGGCACCCCUAACCCACAGUGCCUGUUCCAGGAGCUGAAGAGAGGAAGCGUCUGCCCCAGUAUGUAGAAGUUAGCUAGCCUUAAGAUGGCCUUCCCAAGGCACAGGGCGUACUGAUUCUGGGAUGGAGACUGGUGGCAGAGAGGUUCCUUCCAAUGGAGCCCUGAGAAGAUGCUACCUAGUCUGGAGGGCAGUGGGGGUUGGGGACGUGAGACCUAAUUGUCAUACCUCUGCAGGAUCUAAGUAGGGAGGGUGUAUGCCUGUCCUUUUCUAUAUUUAACAGAAGGGGAAGGGAAAUAAAGAUUCAAUUUUUUUAAAUUAAAAA
Phyllostomus hastatus (greater spear-nosed bat) is the source of this 1238-nucleotide messenger RNA. It is a transcript of the gene MRPL24, whose product is annotated as mitochondrial ribosomal protein L24. The coding region runs from base 150 to 800 and encodes 216 amino acids. The transcript is spliced from 6 exons. Gene Ontology annotation, cellular component: ribosome; mitochondrion. NCBI's taxonomy places the organism in Eukaryota, Metazoa, Chordata, Mammalia, Chiroptera, Phyllostomidae. The record is from RefSeq and is a predicted model, not a curated record. Gene Ontology annotation, molecular function: structural constituent of ribosome; RNA binding. Gene Ontology annotation, biological process: translation.